Messenger RNA from Gryllus bimaculatus (two-spotted cricket), 2013 nucleotides. Lineage: Eukaryota; Metazoa; Arthropoda; Insecta; Orthoptera; Gryllidae. The record is from the annotation of a GenBank genome assembly.
GUCGAUCGUCUUUUGUUAUUGUGCUGCCGUGAAAUUUGUCGACGUUGGUCUUUUACGUACUAUAAUUCCUCAUGCUGAUUGUGCUUCUCUCGGCUUCUAUACUGAGUAUAUAAAAUGUCAUUUGUGCUUAUGGCGAGGUGUUUGUAAUUGAGUGAUUUUGUCGCAAUGGCUGGCUCUUCUCUUAUUGACAUGGAAAUAGACACUUCAGCUGAUUCGCAGCUGCAAUUCCAAGAAUUUCCAGCAUCAAACGUCCCAGGACCUGUGGCGGAAUUAGAUGUCAGAUCGUCGCAUACUUUGACAUUUAAUCAUUCCCCUGACACCCCAGGUUCCGACACCGAAGGCCCAGAAUCAGAGCUUUUACGCGAUGGCUCUCAGAAACCUUCACCAUCCUUUUGGACGUUUGAAUUUUACCAAAAAUUGUUUGAUGUUGAUACUCAAACAGUAGUGGAUCGCAUUCUAUGGUCCAUGAUACCAAGACCUGGUCAUAGUUAUUUGCAACAUCACAUCAGGCCAAAACCCGACCUCUACGGCCCCUUCUGGAUAUGUACCACAUUAAUAUUUGCAAUUGCCAUCAGCGGUAAUUUAGCCAACUACUUGCAAACAGCUGGCAAAGAUUUCCAUUGGAAAUAUAACUUCCGUGUUGUCACUUAUGCUGCAUCUGCUGUCUACAGUUAUGCAUGGAUUACACCAAUGGUUCUUUGGGCAUAUUUACGGUGGUGUGGGGGUCAAGAGGCUCGUCUGGGUUUUCUGGAGAUGAUGUGUGUUUAUGGGUACUCUCUAUCCAUUUACAUUCCAGUGUCAAUACUAUGGUUGAUUGAGGUGGACUGGUUGCAGUGGUUGAUUCUGGGUGUGGGAGCAGCAUUGUCUGGUUCUGUGCUGCUUAUGACUGCUUGGCCUGCGGUUCAGAAGACUCACCGCCUGCCUGUGUUGGCAGCUGUACUUGGCCUGCACCUUCUACUUGCUGCUGGCUUCAUGUUGUGUUUCUUCCAUGCACCUCACACAUCUUUAACUACAACCACUACCCCCCAACCAGCUGCUGUGGUAUCAGUCUCUGUUAGUAGCACAAGUGCUGCUGCCCAACCCCAGCCUCAGCACUGAGCAACAGUGCUUUUUGCUUGUUGUACGAAGCCCUUCUGAAGAAAUACAUGAUGAGUACUAGAUGUGGAAAGGACAGGUGAAUUUUUUUAUAAUAGCACUAGAUAUAGUUUGCCUUUUUUGUGAAAAGUGGCCUAGUGCCUUCUGCAGCCAGUGAAGAGGCACACUAAUUUGUUUCUCUAAUGGUUAAUGCUGCUAGUUCAUUAUCAUCUUUCAUAUUCUCUUGUUUUUUACACCACAUGAUGGUUAUUCUAAGUUCAGUAGAUCAGAGAGUGACCAGUCCUUCUAUUGCUAAUGGCUAAUCUAUAGAACAACAUGUAAUACUUUCUUAUUUUAUUUGUGUAAAUUUUACACUUUUGUAUUCUAUUUGUGGGUGCACUCAAGUUGAAUAAAAUUAUGAUAUUUGCUGAAUGUGGUGUUCGAAUUAAUCAUGUACAGUUAGAGGAAGAAGCUAAUCCAGUUUUCAUUUAAAAAGGCAGAUAAUGAAUUGUGCCAUUACAACCUGGCUGGGGGCAAGAAUGUUAAAAAUGCUGUCCUAUUUUGGACUAAGUCCAAUGGGGGUGUAAACACUUGAUGGAAUUGCAAUCGUUAAUACUUUGUGUUUGGGGUAGUGGAUCAAUUAGUUUGCCAUUCCUGUCUUCAUGUCACAAUGUUUUGUGCUAUUUACAGUUAUAAAAUUAAGAUUACAGAACACAAUAAGUUCCAAGUUUUGAAGAUACUAUGAAUGUGAUCUGCUAUGUUGUGAUGUUAUCAAACUAUGUUUAUCAAACUAUAUAUAUUAUCUUCUUGCAGUGGACUAAAAUGCAAUUGCUUAGCCUUAUUUGCAUUUACUGAAUGCAAGAAUUGAAUUUACUUUGUUCCUUAACUGUGAUUUUACUGUGUAUUGUCAGAAAAUUUAUGUGUAAAUAUAUAUAAAUG